CAUACUACAUACAGUUUAGCAUAUAAAGACAUAAAAUUGUUAGAUUGUAUACCAUCUGUGCACCAAAACAGAACCGUUUUGAGUGUACACUAUAUAUAUGUAUACAUACAUAUAUAUUCAAAAUCAUUUCAGAGUUGGUUUUACAAUCCAUAACAAUGGAAAACAGAAGUGAAAGGAAGCAGGAGUUACCGUGUCAAUCAUUUCCAAAUCUAUCGCUGAAUCCCUUAGCAUCGGAGUUUAUACCAUCGUAUUUGAAGAACAGUUCGAACUCUAAGCCAUAUUCAAAGAUGAGUCCAGGUCCGAAAAAGAGUAAGAACAGUCAGAAUAUGAAAUCGAAGACAACAUCGACGACAACUUUGGUUCGUCGCGAGGUUGUUGGCGAUGCAUCCUAUUUGCAUGCUCAGAGGCAGCUAUUUGAAUUGUUGCAUCAACUGGGGAACAAAUUCAUGCCCCUAAAAGCGAUCGAUGUGAGUCUGUCGCCAGACGGACAAGGUAUCAAUGUGCAGUUCAAGGGAGAACAGGGAACACUGGCCAAACAGAUGCUGGACGAGAACCUUUGCCUGGAUGCAUCCUUGCACUUGGAGAUCAGCGAACGUUCGUUUAUGCCACGAAAAUUACCCAAUGUGCUUGCUGCCAAUUUUAUGGCUCGCAUGGGAGAUGUUCUAAAUGACAAGAUGGAGUGGAAUGAGCAGUCGGAUGUUACCAACUGCCCAUCAACCACAACCACCAUCGAUUCAGAUAUUACGCAAGAAAAUCGGUCCAAACGCAUCAAGUCCUCCGUCUCUUCUCUUGCCAGUGAAAUAAGCAAGACACACAAGAUAAGCUCCAGCAUACUAGGAACAACAACUAUUCCAAAAAAGCAGUUGGAGUUAACCAAUCCCAAUACCAGUCCCACUGUAAUGCCUGAGAUCAUGACCCUUCCAAAACUAAGUCAGAUUACCAAAAUUCCCACUCCCAUUGGCGGUUGGAAUGGAGUGAAGACUGUCGACAGUCGAACCGAAAUGCGUCAACGGUCCGGAAAUGCUAAACAAGAUUCACAGCAUGAUAAAAAAUCGAUUAAGGGUAGACCUACGCCCAGGAAAAGCAUAGGUCAGUCCAUUAAGAAAAACACACAAAAAUUGGCACCACGUGGCACAUACACAUCUCUGAUGCGCCAAACUGAGGCACAGAAGCGUCUGAGUCUUUUGAAGGAUGACAAUAACUAGGGGAGAUGUUUUAUCAAUAGACACACACACUAGGGAUAUAAGGAACUAAGGGUCCUGGGAAUAUAUUUGCUAUAUCAUUUUACAUAACAAGUGGAAAUUGUAAUUGUUUUUAACUUCGCGAUCAACGCAUUUGUAAAUCAACGACUAGUUUCUACUUUAAGUUCUCAUAGAUAGAAUCAAGCAGGGAACAGGAAUAAACAAUAGUUGGUCAACAUUGGUUAUGUGGCCAAUAGAGAUAGAGUGAAAAAUGGAAUAAACAGAAAGAGCAAUGUGAAUAAUUAUAAUAAAAUU
Molecule: messenger RNA, 1496 nt
Organism: Drosophila innubila
Lineage: Eukaryota; Metazoa; Arthropoda; Insecta; Diptera; Drosophilidae
Exons: 3
Coding region: 156-1205 (349 amino acids)
Source: RefSeq, a predicted model, not a curated record